Messenger RNA from Chelonoidis abingdonii (Abingdon island giant tortoise), 3758 nucleotides. Lineage: Eukaryota; Metazoa; Chordata; Testudines; Testudinidae. The record is from RefSeq and is a predicted model, not a curated record.
UUCCGCUCUGUGGCGCGCCACUCUGCCUCUCGUCUCGUCGCUUUUCCUCCUCCCCGUGGUGAACUUGAGAGAAGGAGGGAGGAAGGGGUCGUGCGGGCGCGGUGCACGCCGGGAUAGGGAGUGCUCUGCGGCCAGGAGGAGGCAAGAUGGAUGCGGGCUUUUUCCGCGGAACGAGUGCGGAGCAGGACAAUCGCUUCAGCAACAAACAGAAGAAGCUGUUGAAGCAGCUGAAAUUUGCAGAAUGUCUAGAAAAGAAAGUGGACAUGAGCAAAGUAAACCUGGAAGUAAUCAAGCCAUGGAUAACAAAACGAGUAACAGAAAUCCUUGGAUUUGAAGAUGAUGUAGUAAUUGAAUUUAUAUUCAACCAGUUGGAAGUGAAGAAUCCAGAUUCCAAAAUGAUGCAAAUCAACCUGACUGGAUUUUUGAAUGGGAAAAAUGCUAGAGAGUUCAUGGGUGAACUGUGGCCACUGCUGUUAAGUGCACAAGAAAACAUUGCUGGUAUUCCCUCUGCUUUCCUGGAGCUCAAGAAAGAAGAAAUAAAACAAAGACAGAUUGAGCAAGAAAAGUUGGCUUCUAUGAAGAAACAAGAUGAAGACAAGGACAAGAGGGACAAAGAGGACAAAGACAGCAGAGAAAAAAGGGACAGAUCCAGAAGUCCAAGAAGAAAUUGUCUCUUUCCUAGACGCAAGUCAAGGUCUCCUUCCCCUAGAAGGAGAUCAUCUCCUGUCAGAAGAGAGAGAAAGCGUAGCCACUCUCGAUCUCCUCGUCACAGAACCAAGAGCCGUAGUAUUACUCCUGCACCAGAAAAGAAAGAGGAGACUCCAGAGCCAGAGCCUUCAGUGCAAGCAAAGGAAACAUUGAUUCAAGAGGCAACAUCAACUAGUGAUAUCCUGAAAGUUCCCAAACCUGAACCUGUACCAGAUACUAAAGAAAUUUCUCCAGAACGAAAUUCAAAGAAAGAGAGAGAGAAAGAAAAAGAGAAGACUCGUCAAAGAUCACCAUCCCGUUCCAAAUCAAGGUCAAGGUCUCGCUCACAUUCCCCUUCUCAUUCUAGACCAAGAAGGCGUCAUAGAUCACGGUCAAGGUCUUACUCCCCUAGAAGGCGACCAAGCCCAAGACGACGACCAUCUCCUAGGAGGAGGAGUCCUUCAAGGCGCAUGCCUCCCCCACCGAGACACAGAAGAAGUAGAUCCCCUCUGAGGCGGAGAAGACGGUCAUCAGCAUCUUUAUCUGGAAGUAGCUCUUCCUCCUCCUCUUCACGCUCUCGAUCACCGCCAAAAAAACCACCUAAAAGAAUUGUAUCCAGUCCUCCUCGCAAAACAAGGAAACUGUCUCCUUCUGCAAGCCCUCCUAGGCGGAGGCACAGGCCUUCCCCACCAGCAAGUCCACCUCCAAAGCCACGCAGAUCUCCAACUCCUCAGCAGUCAAAUCGUGGAAGAAAAGUCCGUGGCUCUAUUUCUCCAGGCAGAGCCUCAGCACCUAAACAUAAGAGUACUGAGAAAAGAGAGUCUCCCUCACCAGUGCCAAAACCUAGAAAAGUAGAAUUGUCUGAAUCAGAAGAAGACAAAGGUGGCAAAAUGGCUGCAGCAGAUUCUGUGCAACAGAGACGUCAGUACAGAAGGCAAAACCAGCAGUCUUCAUCUGACUCUGGUUCAUCCUCUUCCUCUGAAGAGGAACGACCAAAAAGAUCAAAUGUGAAGAAUGGUGAAGUGGGUAGGCACAGACGACACUCGCAUAGUCCAUCACCUUCUCCACGGAAACGACAAAAGGACUCUUCCCCUCGGAUGCAGAUUGGAAAGAGGUGGCAAUCACCAAUGAUUAAAAGUAGGAGGAGGAGGAGUCCAUCACCACCACCUGCCAGAAGACGGCGCUCUCCUUCUCCUGCACCUCCUCCAAGGCGGCGCAGAUCGCCUUCAUUGCCUCGCCGAAGGUCUCCAUCACCGCCUCCACGCAGGCGCUCGCCUACUCCCAGACGAUAUUCUCCUCCAAUACAGAGACGAUACUCUCCUUCACCACCUCCUAAGCGAAGAACAGCAACUCCCCCCCCUCCUCCUCCAAAACGAAGGGCAUCACCUUCUCCGCAACCCAAGCACAGAGUCUCACAUUCUCCCCCACCAAAACAAAGAAGUUCUCCUGUGGCAAAGAGGCGUUCCCCAUCUCUAUCUUCCAAGCAUAGGAAAAGUUCUCCUUCCAGCAGGUCUAAUCGUGAAACCCGAUCCCCACUACAAAACAAACGGCAUUCACCAUCUCCGCGGCCUAGAGCUUCACAUACCUCUGCAAGUCCACCGCCUCUGCGAAGGGGAACUUCAUCUUCACCCAAGCGGAGACAGUCUCCAUCUCCAAGCAGUAGACCCAUCAGGAGAGUGUCAAGGACCCCGGAACCCAAAAAGACAAAGGCUUCCACACCAAGUCCGCAGUCUGUGAGAAGGGUGUCUUCAUCCAGGUCUGCAUCAGGAUCGCCUGAGCCAGCACCUAAGAAACACCAAGCCCCUCCAUCCCCUACUCGGUCUCGAUCCCCCUCCACUAACUGGUCGCCACCACAUGUGAAAAAGGCUCAAAGUCCUAAGCAGAGUCCAUCCCCUACAAGGAAUUCUGACCAGGAAGGUGGCGGGAAGAAAAAGAAGAAGAAGAAGGAUAAGAAGCAUAAAAAGGACAAAAAGCACAAGAAACACAAAAAACAUAAGAAAGAGAAGGCUGCAGCUGCUGCAGCAGCUGCUGCUGUUACUUCAGCUGCUACUUCAUCCGCCCAGGAAGACCCAGAAGCAGAGACAGAGCUCAAAAAGGAGACAGAGAGCGAAGCAGAAGAUAACCUGGAUGAUUUAGAAAAACAUCUGCGAGAGAAGGCACUGAGGUCGAUGAGGAAGGCACAAGUGUCACCACCAUCUUAGACUGAAACCUUUGAUAUAAUGUACAUUUUAUUUGGUUUGUACUCAGAAUUCAAUUUCAAAUUGUUAAAAUGUAUUUGAGCUUUAGAGUAUAACAUUUGUUGUAAUAAUUGCUAGGUUGAGGUUCACCAUGUAAAAAAGGCAUGGAUUUACAUUAUAAAAAACAUCCACAGUGUACUAGUGACAUUCUUUCAUUGACAGUUGACAUUAUUUCAUGUAGAGUGAAACUUUUUAGAAGCAGUAAGGUGGGUCAGGGUUUUUAAAAAUGACUGGCAACCUCAGUUUCUUUAAAAUGUACCAAAACCUGUACAUUUUUUUUACAAAGUUCUCAUUUUUUGUUUUGUUUUACAUUGCUACUAACCUUUGUGAUUUAUAAGCUUGCCCAGAAAUGAAACCACUUCAAUUGCAAGGGAAGUGCAUAUGAUAUUUUAAUGCCAUAAUUGCUCCAUUGUUACCUGUCGUUGCCACUAAAGUGAAUCAAGAACAGAAAUUUAGAAUGGUACGUAAAUGAAAGCAAGUCGUUUGCCAGGACACUGUGGGUUUAUAUUGAUGUAAUAAGUUGAUUUGGAACACUGGAAUUUCAUUUGUAUUUUUGUUCUUUUUUUUUAAAAGGGCAGUUUCCUUAUCAGCAGUCCCAGAGAAGUUCCACACUUACUUAAAUUUUGUUUGUGAAAAGAUGUUGUAGCCCCAUUCAUGAUUCUUGUCUGGUUGCGGUUCUUCUUAAUGGUAUAUGAAACUUUCAGAGAUGAUGUCUUUGAAAGCCUGAAGGACCUGGACUUUGGAUAUUGUCAUGUUUUCACUGUUUUUCUGUUUUUUUAACUAAAGCUAUAUAAAGCUUGUGGAUUAAACAAAAUAAAUUUCUAAAUUUAAAGA